CUAUUCACUGACCACCGACGACCGCCACGGAUGAGGAAAGAACCGCCACCCACCUCUCUCCUCUCCUCCUCAUCCGCCACCGUCGCUAAGCUUUUUGUCUGCUUCGAAACUAAAUCUCUGGUUGCUACAUUAUUAGCUCUCGCUCUUGUUAUGCUCAUCUGGAACCUUCCUCCCUACUACCAAAACCUCCUCUCAACCACUCGCCCCUGCUCCGCCCCCUCAGUCACUUCCAGCGCCACAUCAACAACCACCAACGUCUCUCUACUUGUUACCAAUGUAUCAGCCUCCCCAGUUACUGAAAAGAAGUACUUUACUCGAAAGCCCACCGAUUCAAACAAGCGGACAUUCCAAGCCUACGGCAAUUCCGCCGCUCUGUUUGUACAGAUGGGCGCCUACAGGGGCGGAGCCAGAACCUUUGCGGUGGUGGGCCUCGCUUCCAAGCCGAUACACGUCUUCGGCCGCCCCUGGUUUAAAUGCGAGUGGAUCUCCAACAACGGAUCUUCUUACAGGGCUAAAGCCUAUAAAAUGCUUCCGGAUUGGGGGUACGGUCGCGUCUACACCGUCGUGGUAGUCAAUUGCACUUUCCCUUUCAACCCCAACCAGGAAAACGUGGGUGGCAGGCUCAUGGUCAACGCCUAUUACGGCGAGUCUCCGAGGAAGUACGAGAAAUUCAUGGCUCUGGAGGAGGUGCCUGGAUCAUAUAACGAGUCCAAGUACCACCCACCUUUUCAAUACGAGUAUUUGUAUUGUGGGUCGUCUCUGUACGGGAACCUGAGUGCGGACAGGAUGAGAGAAUGGAUGGCUUAUCACGCCUGGUUCUUCGGACCCAGAUCGCAUUUCGUGUUACAUGACGCCGGUGGGGUGACGGCAAAGGUGAGGGCGGUGCUGAAGCCGUGGGUGCGAGCAGGGAGGGUGACGGUGCAGGAUAUCAAGGCGCAGUCUGAGUUUGAUGGGUAUUACUACAAUCAGUUUUUGGUUGUGAAUGACUGUCUGCAUCGGUAUAAACAUGCUGCCAAUUGGACAUUUUACUUUGAUGUGGAUGAAUAUAUCUAUUUGCCUGUGGGAAAUACUCUGGAAUCGGUUCUAAACGAAUUCUCCGAUUAUACUCAGUUCACUAUUGAGCAGAAUCCAAUGUCCAGUCUACUCUGCUUGAAUGAUUCCUCACAAAACUAUUCCAGGGAAUGGGGAUUCGAGAAGCUUCUAUUCAGGGAAUCAAGAACUGGAAUUAGGCGGGACAGGAAAUAUGCAAUACAGGCCAAGAAUGCACACGCUACAGGGGUUCAUAUGUCUGAGAAUGUGAUUGGGAAGACCUUGCACAAGACAGAAACAAAGAUUCGGUAUUAUCACUAUCACAAUUCUAUAACGGUACACCAAGAGCUCUGCCGGAAAUUCCUCCCCUUAUCAGCCAGGAACAAUGUAAUAUGGUACGAUAAGCUACCUUAUGUCUAUGAUGAUAACAUGAAGAAGCUGGCUAACACCAUCAAGGAAUUUGAGCGUAAAACCAUUGGAAAUCAAAAUAAUCAGGCUAACUCAUGAUUCAUUCAUCUCAAAAUGCAAAUGCCAGCUACCUCUCCCCGCAGUAUACAUAAAUUCAUGCCUGCUGCUUGUUGUAAUUAUUCAUGUUUUGGGUUGCUCAAAGUUUACUCCUCUUUACUUGCUGAGGUGACCCACCCACCCACUGGCAUGACUGGUGGAAAAUCAAUGGAAAAGGAGAAAGAUGCAAUAUCAAUUGGUUUGUCCAUAAAGGUGAGUGCUUUACAUGUACCAUCAUUCCAUUUUGUCCUUAAAUUUCUAUUUUAUUAUCCUCAUAAUAAAUUCAAUCUCAUUUUAGAUCUCUACUGGAAGCUGGAAGGAAAUAUUGUAAAAUUGUUUAUUAACAUUUCCUCCAUCUGUUAUGUAUAAAUGAAGUUUUGAUUUCAUAAUAUAAGAAAUAUAGAGGUGUCCAUGUU
Molecule: messenger RNA, 1949 nt
Organism: Rubroshorea leprosula
Lineage: Eukaryota; Viridiplantae; Streptophyta; Magnoliopsida; Malvales; Dipterocarpaceae
Source: the annotation of a GenBank genome assembly